This is a messenger RNA of Sapajus apella (tufted capuchin), 2778 nucleotides long. RefSeq lists its product as uncharacterized. The record is from RefSeq and is a predicted model, not a curated record. NCBI's taxonomy places the organism in Eukaryota, Metazoa, Chordata, Mammalia, Primates, Cebidae.
AAAGCCUGACUCAUUUUUCUUUUUCUCUUUUCUAGAGAUGAGGUUUGCUGCAUUGUCCAGAGUGGUUUCAAACACCUGGGUUCAGUUGGCCUGCUGCCGUCUCCCAAAGUGCUGGGACUACAGGCAUGAGCCUCCACAUCCGAACACUCGGGGCAGUUUUAAGUCCCUAGCAAGGGGGUGCUGGUGCAGGACCAAGAGGUGGCCUGGCCCCCCAACACUCUCAUCCAUGCAGACCUGGGCAAGUGCCUCUCUCUGAAUCUCAGGCACCACCACAGACAAUGCAAGUAGGGAGCUGGGCAGGGCAGGACGAGGGUGUGCAGGCAGAGGCCACCUCUGUCAGGUCGGGGUGGCAUGGGCUGGAUGAGCCUGUCUUCCCACAUGUGGGUCAAGACCUCCAAGGACCAGCUGUCAGUCAUGGUGAUGCGGCUGGGAUUGGCAGAAAGCUCACUCUCCUUCUGUGAGUGGAGCAGUGUGGGGCCAAAGACCAUAGCGAGGUUGUGCACGGACUUUUAUUGACUGCCUUUUUCUUCCACCCUGUCGAGGACCGAAGCAGAGGGUGCUGUUUCUACGCCACCACCCGGAAGGAGGCAGAGGGGCUGGGCCGUGCUGGAGUCCUCAGGGAGGGAGCGACCUCGACCCUGGCUGUGCUGCAAGCUGAUUCCAGCCCUGGGGUCAGCAGCAACUGGAGAACAGCAGCAGGAGGUGGCGUGAGAGCAGUGGCUCAUGGGCAGAGCUGCCCGUGGGAAACUGCGGCUGCCACCCCCUCCCGAGGGCAGCCCAGAGUAGUGCAGGCUCAGCAUAAAAUGAAAAAGGGAAGUGAGGGACACAAGGAGGUGGGAGGUGGGUGGCCCCAGCCCCACAAACUAUGCAGAGACCCUCUCUUCACCCUAGACUCCACAGGGGCACCUCAGGCUGGUAGAGCAGGUCCUCUGUGCAUGGGCCCAGGAGGCAGACCUGCCCUAAGGGUCAUGCAGAGGGCAUAGGGCCACACGCACCAGUGCCCUGCUUAGACAUCAGCCUCCAGGUUGACUCAGGGUCAGGCCAGAUUUGAUCCUGUGCUUGACUGGGCCAGGACCCGUAGCUAGAGCACCUGGGGACCCUCGUUCAGCCCUGGUCUGUGGAAGGGGGACAGCAGACUUUAGGACCCCACAGCACAGCAGUGCUGAGCAUUUUACUCUCUUGGUCUCCUUGAGGAAUAGGACAAGAGUCCUCUGGGAACAGACGAGGACUUACACGACAGCCUCGGUUCUGACCCCCGCUUUCUGAGCUUGGUUAAAACACUGACCAUGGCAGAAAGGACGCAGCUUGGGUUCCCACACCUCACUUUCCACAGCCCCCAAUGGCAGCAGCGCACAUGGAGCCGCCUUCUAUGACGCCAAGCCCUCCAGUGCUCACCGAUGCCCUCAUCGAAGUUGCUUAGAACUUGUCAGUGAGGAGGGGCUCGGGCAGCUCACAGAAGUAGAGCUUCAGCGUGUCUGCGAUGGCGUGUACGUCCAUCUCACUCAUCACCAUCGACACAUCCCUGUUAUCUGCAAAGAACAUGGAAGUGCUGCCGCCUCCUUGAGGAUCCCGAGUGGGUCUCCAGCCAUCCUUGCCUUGGCUAAAGCACCGUCCCUGCCAUGCUGGCCAUUGUCCUGCGGGUCCCACCCUGGCUUUGAGCCGCUCAUGUUCCUCCUCCCAAGAGCUGUGCGUGGUUCUGUGUCUGUGUAGAGAUGAUGGAGGGGCGUGUGCAUCCCCAUAUUUCUCCCCUGCUUGGCCCAAUGUGACGUCCAGGAGGAGGCCAGUGCGGCAGGACUCAGAGCCUGCAUGGGAAUCGGGUGGCUCUGCCCUGAUCAUAGCAACCACCCCUGUACCAGUCUUCUGACAGCAGGAAGGCUGUGGGAGAACCCGAUGGGCUUCAGUGUUUGAACCAGUGUCUUCCUUUGAAUCCAGUUGGCCACUGGAGCUGACCUCCCACCAUAGGCCAGGUCCAUCCUGCGCCCCCAGAGGGAAUGAAACUAUCGCACGGCCCACCCAGGGGUGCGGAGCAUUCUAGGGGUCCUGGUCUGGGUGGCUGGUGUGUGUCCCAAAGAAAUAUCAGAGGCACAAAGUCCUAUUGCUUUGAAGUUGCUGGACAAGGACACUCUGGGUUCUCAGUGCCCUCCCCUGGUGUUUAGGGCAGGUCCAGGUCCUUCAUACCCCCUGAGGGGUGGUGAGAUGGAGGUGAAGAUGGUGCAGCCCCGGCCUGAACUGGGUCCCAUCAGUGCCCUCUGCCGCCACAUCCGCACACUGGACAGUAGACAGAACACACUGAGUCCCAGGCUUCCCCACCUUAUGUCCACCCUCAAUGCAGGAAGGCCAAGGCCCCCCAGCAGCCCCUGGUCCACCAAGCAAGCGGCAUGGGUGGGUAGGAUGGUUCAAGGACUGGCUUCUACAGAAGUUCCUUCUACAAUUCUUGUCUUCUCUUUCUUAAAAAUAAUAAAACAGUAAAUGAAGAAAAGACACAGUGAAGAAUGUGACGUGACCCGGCCAUGGAGCGCUGUGAUAUCUCAUCGUGGACACUGACGCCCACACCACCAUCACGACCCGAUCCAGCUAGUGACAAAGGCUGCCUUCCGUGCCUGGGUGUCCGUGGGCACUCCAGACACGCAGUAGAUGCCCACCUCCUUCAUGCUGUGAUGCUUGAUCUACUCCACACAUUGGUGGAAGACAAAGGGCAACUUGGACCUCUGUCUCCUGUGGGAAAAGGAAAUGUUCUCAGUGUCUUGACAGCCCUGCUUGAGCUGCAGCACAGGAGAC